GAUUAGUAUGUUUUUUUGGGAUUUUUUUAGUGAUGUAACAGACAGUUAGGUUAAAUAAUAAUAUGGGGAUGGGUUACUUUGUGACAAAUGUGUAGGCCUACUCUUUAUGCCAUGGACUGGUGUUGUCACGUAUAACACGUCUCGGGUGAGGCAAUAGGAAGUAAGAGAAGGCAUUGCCAAUCGAGUUUAUCGGUCAUUGGAUGAAUCAUAUCAGAAUGAGAACGUGUGGCGAUUUCAGUGGAAGUAUCGGCAGUUUAAAACUUCAGCAAUUUCCUGACAUCCAUCUGUUGUUUGGAGUAGGCUACUGGAGACGGCAAGCAUUUAUGUCGAGGGAUUACAAUAUUAUAACACAUCAGCAGGACUAGUGUUGCUACGGUAUGGCUGGUGGGACAAGAACAGCGAAACUGUCACUUUGUCUGAUCGUUUUGGUAACGGGCUUUGACAGAGCCCUCUCAAGUUCUGCCGCUCAAAGAUGUUUUUGCCAAGUGACAGGAAGCUUGGAAGACUGUGCCUGUGACGUUGAAACAAUAGACUCUUUCAACAACAAGCAGUUAUUUCCAAAACUUCAAAAGCUCAUCGCAACAGAUUAUUUCAGAUUUUACAAGGUGAAUCUUAACAAGCCAUGUCCAUUUUGGACAGACAACAGCCACUGCGGCCUCAGAGACUGUGCGGUGAAACCAUGCACACCGAAUGAGGUGCCUGACGGCAUUAGGGCAAGCAGCAGUAAGCCUAUUCAGGAUCCGUUAGAAGCCAGUGAGGAUUCGGAGGAGUGUGAGAAAGCAGAGCAACUGGGGGCUGUCAACAGCUCUCUCAGUGAGGACAGACAGAAGGCCCUGCAAGACUGGAACAGAUAUGAUGACGAGGAGGACCGUUUCUGCAUGGUCGAUGAUGAGGAGUCUCCUGAUAUCGAGUAUGUGGACCUUCUGCUCAACCCAGAGCGCUUUACUGGGUACAAAGGCCCUGAAGCCUGGCAAAUCUGGAACAGCAUUUAUGAAGAAAACUGUUUCAAGCCAUACACUGUGAGCAGACCCCUAAACCCUCUGGUGACAUACAGUGGGGAAAAUGAAGGAAGGGGUUUCUACAAUUGGCUGGAGGGUCUGUGUGUGGAGAAGAGAGCUUUCUACCGCCUCGUCUCCGGCCUCCAUUCCAGCAUCAACAUACACCUGAGCGCCAGGUACCUUCUGGAGGACUCCUGGUCUGGACCUAAGUGGGGUCAUAACAUUUCAGAGUUCCAGCAGCGCUUUGACGAGAAGUUGACCAAAGGGGAGGGGCCCAAGCGACUCCGCAAUCUCUACUUCCUGUACCUGAUUGAGCUGCGCGCCCUGGCCAAAGUCCUUCCCUUCUUCCAGCUGCCCUCUGUACAGCUGUAUACGGGCCAACCGGAGCAGGACCAGCAGAACAAAGAGCUGCUGCUGGAGCUCCUCCAAGUGGCCAAGUCUUUCCCUCUACAUUUCGAUGAAACCUCAUUGUUUGCUGGAAACAAGAAAGAAGCGGCCAAGUUGAAAGAGGAUUUCAAACUGACAUUUAAAAACAUCUCUAGAAUAAUGGAUUGUGUGGGUUGUUUCAAGUGUAGGCUUUGGGGGAAACUGCAGACUCAAGGCCUUGGAACAGCGCUGAAGAUUCUGUUCUCGGAGCGACAGAUCGCAAGCCUGCCCAGGCCACAGGGCGAACUGCUUCCAUUCCAGCUCAGCAGGCAGGAGAUCGUGGCUCUCUUUAAUGCUUUCGGGAGAAUCUCAACCAGUGUAAGAGAGUUGGAGAAUUUCCGGUCACUGCUGUCGAAACUCCAUGACGAGAUGUGAUGAAAAGUCAUUGGUACUAGUUCACCUGCCCAACCAUUCUGCAUAGGGUGGCUGGAUCUGGUACAAAAGCUUAUGGAUUUAAGUCAUGUUUAUGUCUCUUGUAUACUUCUCUGGAAUGUAAGAAGGUGUGUUACUGCAAUACACAAGAUCUGUUUCUAAGCAGAUGCUCCCAUGAUAUGAGGUCCCUUCAAGCAUCAGUCAUUUUAUCUGUACAGAGUGCUUAGGCCAAAUUCAACUCAAAGCCACUCAAAAGACUGUAAAAAAACAACAACAAAAAACAACAUGCUCUGGUCAUUUCAACUGGCAUUGACAUAAACACACACUGAAUUGCACACAUACUGCAUACUUAUCUCAGGGUUACAGAGUGCACUUGUUGGAGGUAAUUUGUUUUGUUGUAGCUGCACUUCAUUUGAAUGCCUACCUAGAUUUCUUACUGUAAUGAAGAUUAAAUUAUUGGAGUUUAAAAUUAAUGCAGUUCCAGCAAACCUUGUAAUUAUGAAUAUUCUCUUAUGCAGUUUUUGUACUUGAAUUUGAAAUGUUACUAAUAUAGGGAUGAAAUUGUUUGCAUUAAAACAAUUUCACAAAAUAUUCCUCUGCUACAUUACUAAUUAACUGUUAUCUAACGUGUGUACAUGCGUGCAGGCUUGCGGUCUAAUUUACGUCAGAAGUCCCCUGUCUGAAUCGUAUUAAAUUCAGAGCUCCAGAUGUAAUUUCCCCUGCGAGUUGGAGACAGCAGGUGACAGACAUGUGCCAUAGCACAGACUCCAGGUUCAGAAAGUUCUCUGUCUCUUGCUGUGUGUGUGUUCACUAUACACACAGAGGCUUGCUAAGAGUUCUAAACCACAGUUAAUUCAAUAGAGCAUGAGAGUUCAGCCAAGAAACAAUAAACACGAUUAGGACGUCAGAAACCA
Molecule: messenger RNA, 2710 nt
Organism: Alosa sapidissima (American shad)
Lineage: Eukaryota; Metazoa; Chordata; Actinopteri; Clupeiformes; Clupeidae
Gene: ero1a
Product: endoplasmic reticulum oxidoreductase 1 alpha
Exons: 16
Coding region: 378-1799 (473 amino acids)
Biological process (GO): protein folding in endoplasmic reticulum
Cellular component (GO): endoplasmic reticulum membrane; endoplasmic reticulum
Molecular function (GO): FAD binding; protein-disulfide reductase activity; thiol oxidase activity
Source: RefSeq, a predicted model, not a curated record